Metarhizium brunneum ARSEF 3297 is the source of this 1488-nucleotide messenger RNA. It is a transcript of the gene taf7, whose product is annotated as Transcription initiation factor TFIID subunit 7. Gene Ontology annotation, biological process: transcription initiation at RNA polymerase II promoter; RNA polymerase II preinitiation complex assembly. The record is from RefSeq and is a predicted model, not a curated record. Lineage: Eukaryota; Fungi; Ascomycota; Sordariomycetes; Hypocreales; Clavicipitaceae. Gene Ontology annotation, molecular function: RNA polymerase II general transcription initiation factor activity. Gene Ontology annotation, cellular component: transcription factor TFIID complex.
AUGUCUGCGCCAGACCCCGGCGGCGCGGCGACGGAAACGCCAAAACCAAAACUAAAAAUCAACAUCAGCCGGUCCGCAUCCUUUGUCGGCGACGCAGCAGCAUCAGCAGCACCGGCAUCUGCGACGCCAGGCGACGGCCCACGCAAGGUGAAGCUCAAACUCACCUUGUCACAACCUCCAACUCCCGCCACAGACCAAGCACCACCCGCCAAAACAAAAGCCGGUCGUCAGACAAAGCCGAGCCAGAAGCUCGUCGAAAGCAGGAAACGACCGCACGACGACGUUGAGGACCUGCCACUGUCACAGACGGCAGGCAGCCAGGCCACCAAGAUCAAGAUUCGGCCGGGCGUCAAGUCGGCUCACACCCAGGUAGUGUUGAAGCCGCGAGGACGCCCGCCGGUCCACCCCCCCGGUGACGGGUACGAUUCCGAAGCGAGCGAUCGAGAGUUGGACCCGGCCAUUGAGGAGCAGUUUAUCCUGCGCAUGCUGCCCGGCGAGCACUGCGACUACGUACGCUGGUGCAUGGAGAAUGGCAAAAUGGGCAUUCCUCGAGCCCAGGGCGGUGCGGACAUCACCAUCAAGUUCUUCGACGAGGACACGCGACGGGCCAUCAUGACCGUCAAAGGCCAAUCCUUUGCCGCCGUCAUGGUGGACCUACCCACCAUCACCGAAUCCAUGAAGACGUGGGAUCGCAAGUCCUUCAUGAAGUCUGCAGAUAUUUGCCAGAUGCUGCUUGUAUUCCAGCAAGUUAAGAACGAAGAGGAGGCCAAGCGCGCACAACUACCCACCAUGAUCGACACCAACUUCAAAUGGCCGCACGGCGUCACGCCGCCGAUGCACGACUGCGUCAACCGCCGGUUUGCCAAGACCAUCAGCCGCAAGGAGAUUGAAGACAAGGAGGCCGAGGUGGAGAGACUGCUCGCGGAGGAUAGUAAGGCUAGCUCCACGAAGUGGGAAUGGGUAGAUGACCGCCACGACGAAGACGUGGAAAUGGGCGCCGACGAGGACGCCGAGGGCGAAGUGGACGACUCGAUGGGCUACUUUGGCAGUACGCAGAACGACGAGAUCUUUGGCGACGACAACGACCUCGAGGCUGAUUUGGAAGCUGCCUUUGCGGAUGACUUGGUGGCCGAGACGCCCGGCACGGCAAUGGACAUGACUACGCCCAUGACCACGCAGGUCGAGACGCCGGCGCCUGUUAUCCAAGAAAGCAUCGAGAAUGACGAGUCAGAGGAGGACGAGGACGACGAUGAUGAUGAUGACGACGACGACGACGAUCUGGAUGAGGAUCAGCGUGCUCAGAGAGACGAGGAGCAGGGCGUCAAGGAUAUCAUUCAUGACUUGGAGAAGCAGUUGGCUAGACGGGUGGCGGAUCUGGAAAAGACGCAGAACAAGAUUCUCCGAAUAAGAUUGGAGAAUCAGAUCAAGCAGUUGAAGUCGGAGAUUGAGUUGAAGAAGGGCUCCAUUGGCAUUGACGUUGACGACUAG